GCUCGCUCACACGCUGAUUGUCAGUCUGUGAGUUUCUUCGUCUGAUAUUAUUGAAGAUGGAGGAGGACAGAGAAUCUCCACCACUGCAAGAUGCUGCUCAGACGGGCUUUACAGAGCUGGAGGAUGAGGAGGAUCUGUUCGUCAGCACCGUGAGCGAGAUGCAGGCCAGUCCGACAUCUCCAGAACCUGCUCACCUGCCGACAGAAGACAUCAGCAGCAGCUCUAAUGGACCCAAACAUCAGGAGAUCUUAUUAGACGACGAUCAGGAUGACCUGUUUGCUGAAGCCACUGAGGAAGUGUCACUGGACAGUCCAGAGCACCAGCCAAUCCUGUCAGACGGCCCGUCGCCCGCCAUCACCCCGGUCUCACCCACCAUCAUGAUCAACCCGAGAGUGGACGCGGGCAUGUUCGACCGAUCGCCGGAUGAGGAUGAAGAUGAUGAAGAAAACAGGGAUAAAUUUGACAUCCAGAUAUCCGUGUCUGACCCUGAGAAAGUUGGUGACGGCAUGAAUGCGUACAUGGUCUAUAAAGUGACGACCAAGAGCAGCCGCUCCAUCUUCAGCAGAGACGAGUUCUCAGUCAAGAGGAGAUUCAGUGAUUUUCUGGGAUUACACAGUAAAUUAGCCUCAAAGUACAUACACGUGGGAUACAUUGUGCCCCCUGCGCCAGAGAAAAGCAUUGUGGGAAUGACGAAGGUCAAAGUUGGAAAGGAUGAUUUGUCAUCUGUCGAGUUUGUAGAGAAAAGAAGAUCUGCUUUGGAAAGGUAUCUGAUGCGGACGGUCAAACACCCCGCGCUGCUCAAAGACCCGGAUGUUUUACAGUUUCUGGAGAGUUCAGAGCUGCCGCGAGCGGUUAGCACACAGGCGCUGAGCGGAGCCGGCAUAUUGAGGAUGGUAAACAAAGCGGCCGACGCUGUCAACAAAAUGACAAUCAAGAUGAAUGAAUCGGAUGCGUGGUUUGAGGACAAACAGCAGCAGUUUGAGAAUCUGGAUGUUCAGCUGAGGAAACUUCAUGCCAGCGUGGAAUCACUCGUGUGCCACAGGAAGGAGCUGUCUGUGAACACGGCGUCGUUUGCGAAGAGCACCGCGAUGUUGGGAAACUCGGAGGAUCACACGGCGCUGUCGCGGGCGCUGUCUCAGCUCGCCGAGGUGGAGGAGAAGAUCGAUCAGCUCCAUCAGGAACAAACAUACGCUGAUUUCUACCUGUUUACUGAGCUGCUGGGGGAUUACGUCCGACUCAUCACUGCAGUCAAAGGCGUGUUUGACCAGCGGAUGAAAACGUGGUCCAAAUGGCAGGACGCUCAGGUGAUGCUGCAGCGCAAGAGAGAAGCUGAAGCCAAACUACAGUACGCCAACAAACCCGACAAACUCCAACAGGCCAAAGACGAAAUCAAGGAGUGGGAAGGUAAAGUACAGCAGGGGGAAAGAGAUUUCGAGCAGAUAUCAAAAAACAUCCGUCGAGAGGUGAGCAGGUUUGAGAAAGACCGAGUGAAGGAUUUCAAACUCGUCAUUGUUAAAUACCUGGAUUCUCUAGUUCAUACACAACAGCAGCUAAUAAAAUACUGGGAGGCGUUCUUACCUGAAGCCAAAGCUAUCGCGUAAUCGGACACAACUUCCCUCGACAUCUUUAUUCUACAUUAUGAUCAUGGGCUGCACACACAUCAUUAAACACUAAUUAGCACUACAAUAAACACAAUAUGAAUCUUUCCAUACUUUGUACCUUUCUGGUGUGUAAAGAUCAGCGUUAUGAUUUAUUCAGCUCUUGAGAUAACACACUUCCGCUGAGGGUCACCAGAGGUCAUGCUCUCUGUUUUGGGUUUAAUGCUCAUUUGACAUUUCUUAUCAAUGAAGGAAAAAUAUAAUUCAAAUAAAAUGUCAUUAUCUCUGAUUUAAUGUUGUAAUAGGCAAUGAUCCGAAAGGGGAACGCCUUCUGAAGCAGAAUGUUUUUUCUUGUAUGUAAAGAAUGACCGCAUUAGUACUCGCAAUCAGAAUUUAAGAGUAUUAAUAAUCAUUAAUUGGUCGGCUUCUCAUCAUGCGCUCUGGACCAGUUGCUACUUGCAUCGACGUAUAUACAGUACAUAUGUGUAUUUUUUUGAUUUUGCUUUGUUGCCUGAAUUUUUAUUAAGUUUGAAGAUUUCAGUUGAUUCAUUGUACUAACAGAUUUUUUAAUCACAAGUAUUUUUACUCUACAUUCCUGUUCAACAAUAUGUGAAAGCUAAUAAAGAAUCA
Molecule: messenger RNA, 2228 nt
Organism: Xyrauchen texanus (razorback sucker)
Lineage: Eukaryota; Metazoa; Chordata; Actinopteri; Cypriniformes; Catostomidae
Product: sorting nexin-2-like
Exons: 15
Coding region: 57-1601 (514 amino acids)
Biological process (GO): intracellular protein transport; early endosome to Golgi transport
Cellular component (GO): endosome membrane; endosome
Molecular function (GO): phosphatidylinositol binding
Source: RefSeq, a predicted model, not a curated record